AUGGAAGGCUCGAGACAACGACGGGUCCAUCAGGCUUGCGAGCCCUGUCGCCGGAAAAAGGUCAAAUGCCCUGGACAACGGCCAACGUGCUCGUUUUGCCAGCGCCUGGGACAGCCUUGCAAUUAUAGCUCCGGUCCGCCUGGCCAGCGGUUCCGUAAUCAAGAAAGGCAUCAUGGCACUCUCGGGCGUCGGAUGGAGGCACUUGAAGACAAGCUAGAUCAAGUCCUGCGGUCUCUAGACCGUUCCAACACACGAGCUUCACCGACGGGUGUCCUUACCAGAUCAUCGAAAUCUACACACUCUCCGACGCCCUCACAAGCACACCAAACCAUUGAAUUGCAGCCUAUUCAUGACGUCGGACUCCCAAUCUUCCCGGCUGGAGAAGACAGGCUUGUUGAAGUUGGUCAGUUAUACCAGAAAUGGUGCCACAACCAACCACUGUGUCUAUUCAGACAAGAGGAUUUCCCCAACUCUGUCCAAUUCCGUGAUCAGGAGCUUCAGCUAGCAAUACAGACGUUGACUUGCCGAUUUCCACCCGGCCAUCUCAAACCCACCAUUCGACACGAGAUAGACUCAAUGUCUGGCCUGUGUCGAAAAUUAGUCAUGGAACACGUUGCAAACAGCAAGGUGAAGCUUUCAACAUUACAGACCCUCUGCCUUCUGAGCAUGGCCUGCUUUGCCGAUGGAGAUGUGAUGCAAGCAGGCCUUGACCUUGCAAUGGCCAGCUAUUUUGCAAGCUGCCUCCCGGCUGCGUCAUCCCUUGGGGACCCAUUGGAAUGCUCCCUGUGCAUUCAAAGCAUUUCCUUACUGCAAUGCCUCCAGGCAUCUAUUCCCGAUGCAACAAAGGCUACGAGCAUAGGGACAUUGUUCAGGAACAGCAGUAUGUUGGAGACAACCAAUCAUCGAUCCAUUAGACUUCCUCUGCGUUAUGAGCCAGGUCCCGAGGAUGACUCAGACCGCGGCAUCCUAUUUUACAUGUCCCAAGCUGCUGAGGUAUGGCAUAUGGCCCGGAUUUACGCAGCUGCACAAGUCGGAUCGGAAGAUCCUCCCCCAUGGGAACCACAAUCUGAUUAUUCAAUUGUCAUGUUGCGCAACCUUGAGCUGGACUGUAGAUUCCCACUCAGGUACCGAUUUGCAAAGAAUAAUUUUGGGGGUGUAUCCCCGGAGGCACUACAUCAGCGAAGGGACUAUUGGGGUCCAUGGCUAUUUAUACAAUUUAUUCAUGCUGCCAUUCCGACUCUAAUAAAUCACCCUUUCCUCUUAUCCAUGCGCUUGAAAAAUUUCCGGCACAUGAUGCCACAAACCUUCAUGCAUCAAUCAUUUGAUCAUAUCUCCCGGCAUACUGCCUGGACCAUUUGUUUUCUCGAUCUUGUGGAAACGCAAAAUUUCCAGAUUUCCGAUCCUUCCAUUGCCCACUGCGUGGUCGUGGUUGCUACGAUUCACUUACAACACAGUUUCGUUGAGGAUGACAGCCUUCGCAAGAGAGCACAAGACGGUUACGAUAAGUGCAUGCGAUUUCUGGACCGCAUGGGAUCAAUAUGGCCUUUCGUUUUCUCGAUGACGCAAAACCUUCGCAAACUUGAAGAUAGCAUUACUACGGUUCCACCGAUUGACACUCAAUCCAACGGGCCCCACGAGCCUCACCUCUCCUGGUCGAUCGAUGCUCAGUUACUCUGGGAUAUUCUGAUAUACGAAAAAGCGGGCAGAAGGGAAACGAAUACCGAUAAAUCCAUGUUUGAUGGUAUCAUCGAUGUGGAGGAUCAAUGUCAUGAGUCAGAUGUUGCAGAGUUUUCCAUGGUUGGUACUGCAGGCAUCUCGGGUCAUAAGACGGCUUGGAAGGAGAUCUCUGCCUAUGCACCCGAGGACAACACUCCGCGCCACCAACUCAAUAGGUUGAACACACCAAUUGGGUCUACCAGCCAAGGACCCAGUGCCACACAAUUGGGGGGUGUCGAUAGUUUGACAGACCUGAACAUGAUUAAUCAGGGCGACUUCUUUCUACAAGCUGAAGAUUAUGGGAGGGCCAUCCAUGACUGGUUUAACUUUGAUAUGACCGAUCCAAUGUACGGUCGGAUGCUUUGAAGCAGUCGCAUGGGGGCUUUGUGAUGAAUAAAGGCGUUAGGGAAUACUUUCCUCCGCCACAAUCAAGAGACUCUGAGGCAGAAAUGAGUCCCUUCCGAACAAGAAACCAAACAGACAACCUUGAACCAUGGAGGCGUCGUAUGAUUCACCAAGCUUGUAGCGUUACAGAUUGACUCAAAGGGGCUUACUACGUUGCAUUUUGCCUCA
Molecule: messenger RNA, 2289 nt
Organism: Aspergillus caelatus
Lineage: Eukaryota; Fungi; Ascomycota; Eurotiomycetes; Eurotiales; Aspergillaceae
Exons: 7
Coding region: 1-2082 (693 amino acids)
Biological process (GO): regulation of DNA-templated transcription
Cellular component (GO): nucleus
Molecular function (GO): zinc ion binding; DNA-binding transcription factor activity, RNA polymerase II-specific
Source: RefSeq, a predicted model, not a curated record